GUGUCGACUCGAAUACGUCAUCAUUCUCAAAUCUCCCAGUGAGUUUGAAAUCGCCAAAGUUUGUGAAGAGUAAAGAAUCGAACAUAAAAUUUACGGGAAAUAACGGUACUUCAAAGACGGCAAGUAAAACCAGGUGUAGCGGAAAAACCCGAAACCUUUACUGUGUAAUGGAAACUUUCUAUGAAGCAGAGAAAAAGACUGGUUUUAAUAGCAGCGUAACCCUAACCACCCAGGCCACAACAGGUUUCGAGCACCACGUCGAAGAGCUCUGUCGCCGAUGGCAAGGGCCUGUUUCGGUCGCUCUCUAUUCUCCGGGUGAGGACUUUCGAUCAGCCAGAGAAAACGUAGAAUAUCUCAGACGAUGCCGUGAUGCGUGUGUACGGGAGUGGGUCACGUGGCAUCUUUUUUAUGAUUGGUCCCAUCCACCAGACGAUUCUUUACUAAAGACACCAGGCGAUUUUAAAGAUGACAAUUGCAGUUCUAAACCUUCGUCGAAAUCCAUAAGUUACGUCAGAAAGAAGAACCUUCCAUACCCAAUUAACGUAGCUCGUAACGUCGCCAGACUGGCCGCUAAAACUCAAUACGUCCUCGCCUCUGACGUUGAACUUUACCCCAGCGAAAACAUUAUUCCUCGGUUUCUUAACCUUAUCGAAGAUUUAAAGAACAAAACCACGAACUUCUCAACAAAGAGACAGGUAUUCGUGCUACCAGUUUUUGAAGUAAAGUUGGAGACACAACCACCAAUUAACAAGAAAGAGUUGAGAAGCCUGAUGGCAAAGAAAAUAGCUGUAUCUUUUCAUAAAUACGCUUGUGACACGUGCCAUAGAAUUCCAAAGCUACAAAGUUGGUUAAAAGCUCGAAGCCCGCCAACAAAGUUGAAUAUUUUCCUCACAACUAAGAGAGAAAAUAGAGGGAAUACUGGCGGGUGGGAGCCUUUUUUCAUAGGAACCAACGAGGACCCGCUGUUUGAUGAGGGACUGACGUGGAACGGGAAGCUGAAUAAAAUGCAAAUCGNACUUGAACUCUGUGUCUUAAAUUACGAUCUUCACAUCCUUGAUGACGCUUUCCUCGUGCACGCCCCUGGCAUCAAACGGUUCGACAAAGAUUAUCGCAGUCUAAGACGUCCAUUUGAAGCCAACAACCGGAGAGUCUUCAGAAAAAUCCAGGAAAAACUACGACAGAAAUAUAACACUCAAAAAUGCUGAAAAAAUCUCCGAUUUUUCACUGAAACCAUUAAGUCUCGUUAAUCACAUUGAUUUUACGAAACCAUAGUCUGUGACACAGAUUUGAAAAUGGAGUAUCGUUUACUUUAAACACCAGACGCAACUUUUCAAGCAUCCUCAGAUGUAGAUGUACAUCCCUACUGUUCAAGACAUCCAUGGACGUUUUCUUAAUUGUUUUACCAUUAUGGUGGUAGUAAUACUAAUAAGUACGAUAAGGUAAUAAUUAUCAUAAUUUAUUUAUUUCAGGAAGUGGGUGGGAACUAGACGGGUAGUGAUUGGUGUAGAGUGAUGUGUAUGGAACCAGUUUUAUAUAGCUGGCAUUAAACUUCAAAUUUUUCAAUUGGGAUAAAAAGAAAAACUCAUCACCAACUCGGUCAUAUUCAGUAACAUGUAUAACAUAUAGACUUAGUUUUCUGUCAACAUUUCAAGGUAGAUCAAAACAACUUUUGUAACCAAACUAUAAGGAAAACAAGAAUGAAAACUAUUAUCUCUUAUGGUUACAUAGUUUGUUCGUUAAUCCAUAAAUCUACAUAUUUAUUAUUCACUCUUCUUCAGAAUUCAAAAUUAACUUUUGUUUUGGCUUUAUUCUGAACAUCAUGGACUUUUAUUAUAGGCCUGAAAAGUGUCGUUUAUCAACUUUUCAUACUUUUAAUUCAAUAACCCCAAUCUUUGUCAAACAAAAAAAGCAAGAAAUGGUGUAACUAUUCUUCUUAGUGGAACGAAUAUCAUAAUCUGAAUAUUGCUUCCCUGAAUGAUGUUUAUAAUGUAUAUGGUUGAUGUAACAUAGAACAAAUUCUUACAUUUCAUUCAGAAACACAUGGGGGGGGGGGAGCUAUAGUUCGAACAAUAGAUGACAUUGCAUCAUUUUAUUCACGUGCUGUAACAAUGAAUUUAUAUUAAGAUCGUCUCUUAAUUCAUCCAAGAAUCAUCGCUAAAUAAAACUUGAUGUGGUAAAACAAACAAAAACAAACUUGCAUGUAAAUUCAGUUUUUACAGGAUUUUAAUAAAAUGAUAGUGUCGGUAACGUAAAGUUGUUUUAUUAUACUGUUUUUAUAAUUCAUUCCCUACUGAUCUAGCUAAAACAGGAUUUUGUUUGUUUUUAGCUCAAGCGUUUUGGGGAUAGAUUUAACCUAUUUUGUAAUUAAUAAUAAAUAUGCAAUAUUCUUUAAGCUUUUGAACAUGUAUUUAGAGCUGUUCUUUAUUCAUAUAAAUAAUUUAUCCAAUCUCAUAAAAUAAUCAGUUUGACUUGCAAUGAUGCAA
Molecule: messenger RNA, 2483 nt
Organism: Limulus polyphemus (Atlantic horseshoe crab)
Lineage: Eukaryota; Metazoa; Arthropoda; Merostomata; Xiphosura; Limulidae
Product: beta-1,4-glucuronyltransferase 1-like
Exons: 2
Coding region: 168-1205 (345 amino acids)
Source: RefSeq, a predicted model, not a curated record